AACAGAUGAAAGUCCAGCUAGAAUCGUUUUUGGAAGGGAACUCAGGUUACCCUGCGUUCCGAUGUUUGGAAAUUUUUGAAUACCUGAAGAAGAACGAAAAGAAAUUCGAGAUUAUGCCGACGAAUUAAGACUUCUGGGGAUACAUGAUUUUGCUCGGGAGCAUAUUCAGCUGGCCAGUGACCGAAUGAAGUCAUGAUACGACUUGAAAGCCAAUUCAGCCGGAUUUCAAGAAGGUGAUCUAGUGUGGCUGGUAUAAUCCAGCAAGAAAGAAAGAAGUGCGCAGAAAUUGUCUUCAGCAUGGGAAGGACUCCACAGAAUAAUCAAGAGGAUUAAUGAUUUGUUUUAUCGAGUUCAGCGCAACACCAGGAGUAAGAUGGAAGUUGUACAUUUGGACCGAUUGACGAAAUAUGAUGGGCGCGAAGUUGAUCGAAACGAUCAACCUUGAGAGGAGGGCAGUGUCGCGAGAAUCUGGCGGAAGCGCCAGGGUGUACAGAAUUGGACAGCUGAUUCUAGAUUGUUGCGGUGCUGUUCGGGAAGGAGAGUUAUUGCGUUUAUUCUGGAUUCUGCACGAAUAGAUUGCGGAUAUAUGAAGGCCGGUAUUAGUUAGUAGUUUUAAGUUUAAGAUUGACUGUGAUAUGAUUUAGAUAGUGAUUAUUGUUGAGAGUUGUAAAGAGUUUAGUUGUUUGAGUUAAUUAGUCGAGUAAUUAGUGUCAGAGUGUAUAGUAACGCGGAAUAAAUUAUUGCUAUGUUAAUUGGACUUUGAUUUUGGAAUAAACGGACCCAAGAUUUAUGUCACCCACCCCAGAGCCGUGACAAUAUUGUUCUGAUCUUCCUUUCAUCCAUUUUACUUAUUUUUUUAAUGUUUUCCGGUUUUUAUUUACAACUUACUAUCUCUUUGUAGUGUUUUUCCUAUUUACCGACCUUUGCACACAUAAUAUAAUUGGUCACCAUCUUUCCUUCACGUUAAAGUCCAUCCUCUAGAACAAAAUUUCUAUUCUGGGGUUCAGUAUUGUGUGUUGCCUAUAAUUAAUUCUUAUAUAGCGCUUAUGACCGUGAGCUUUCGUGGGAACUGAAAUAAAUUACACUACGAACAGGUAAGUAUACAGUUAUUUUUAGACUAUUACUAAAGCGGGGCGAUCUAGAUGCAACAAAGCAGAUUUAAUAAACAAACAAUAUCAAUUUAAAUUUUUUUUUAUAAUUUAUGAAUGAACUCAUCGUUGUUAGUAGGAAUGUUUGUUUUUUCAAAAGUUGCGCGGCGUUUGGAUGCUCUUUUAAUUAUGUAUUAUAGUAAAUCAUUCCAAAAAUAAGCUGUGCUUUCGUUCCACCUUUUACCCAAGUAAAUGUUGCAAACAAAAUCUCAAUAAUGGUUUCGUUAAAAUCUAAAGAAAUAUUUUGCUUGAUAUACUCAGGACUGUUGUUUAUCUCUGGCUUGAUACUCAUCGGUUUAGCGUCAUAUUUAUUAUUCAAAAUAUUCUACCAUUAUACAUUUAUUCCUUCCGGAACGGUCGGUCCAUUUUCUGUUAUAUUUAUAUUGGGAAUCGCACAUUUGUUUCUUACAUGGUUGGGAAUUAAAGGACCUACCCGAGAACAUAACUUUCACAUUGUUUUGUUUAUAAUAUUCACAAUAGUAUUAUUGGCCUGCGAAUUCGCUGUAGGAGUCUGGUCGAUUAUUUUAUGGGACGAGGUCGAAGUGGAAUCAAUCGAUUUGAUGGUGUCCUCAUUUGACGAAUUAAUAAAGCUGAAUUACUACAGGAAAGAUUGGAACAAAUUACAAAGUCAAUUGCACUGUUGUGGCAUAAACGGCGUGGACGACUACAGGAACAAAACAGAUUCAUACCCCACAUCAUGUUUUUCAAAUACCUCUAUGUCGUCUGUUUUUCUCGAAAAAAUCGAAGGAUGCAAACUUCCACUAAUCAGAUACGUGAAGCGGAUCCUGAUUGAUGGAGUCAUAAUAGGAUUUUUAUGUGCAGUUUUCCAGGCAUUGGGAGUGUUCGCAUUCCACAGCUUUUUCAAAACGUUGAGGGAAGACAGGUCAGAAAGGAUAGCCAGACGAAUAGCAUUGCAACGAGAAAUGUCGAAUGCCAAUGCUGCACAGCAACAAACGCAAACUGCUGUAACAACUGCACCGCCUUCUAGCACUAGCAAUUCUGUAAAUGCUUCUACCCGAGACGCUCCAAAGAGCCUUUCAAAUUCACCUACUACUCCCUCAUGAGUACCGCGUACCACUAUCCAGCCUAGGUGAACAUAAUGCGUACUGUACAGUGGGAGUGGGAAUAAAGGACAAAACUAGAGAUGUAAACUUUUAUUUCUUAAGACCGCGUUUUAUUGGAAACCUCAUCUUUUUUAAGCCCCAAAACUAUUGUAGGAGUCCUUGUUUGGUUUAAAUCAUGUGUUACUAUUUGGGGCAUUUGGUAAAUCCAAUUGUCCAUAAAAAAAAAAGAUCAGUAGUUUUGUCCUUCAUUCCCGCUACUCCAACUGUACAUUUUGAGAUUUGGUCAUUAAUUUCAUAAAAAUUUUACCUACUUUUUUCAACAACCACAGAAUAGAUCUGAUAACGUGCCUUAUUAUUGGAUGUGAUAAUUCCUCAAUUUCUAUAAAAUCAACAGUUACUCAAGAUUAAGUUGAUUUUUGUGUUUAUUCACAAGAACAAAUAAUGAUAGGUCUACUCUAUUUUUUAUACUUACUUCUUUGGCAAAAUUCUGGAAAACCUUAUAAUAGGAGCGAAAAUUUCGAAAAAGCUGGUCUUUUUAACAGUGAUCUUUUGACGGCACUUCACUUGUUUCCAUAAGCUUUGAUUUGAAUGAUUAAUUAAGUAGGUCUAUAUACCUACGACCACAAAUUGAGUACCAUACUAGAGAAACAGGCCAAGCAAAAUUGACUCUUUGACAUCUCACAUGACAGGCUGGCGAUAAUUUAACUUAAAUGUCUUGAAACUAAAAAGAUAUCAAUUUGAAAGAGGUUUUUAUACUUAUCCAUUUAUUUUUCACAGUAAAUUUUAUGUAGCGUAACCUUAACGCUGCAUGGAAAUACUUCACGAACUAAUAUAUUGGCACAUUCACAUUACAUAAAUUAUAGCACAAAAAUGACAAUUUUGAGUUUGUAGAUCAGGAUAAGAAAAUCAUUAUUAUUUUUUUAUUAUUAUUUUUUUUACUUGUUUUUUAUUUGUUAUAUAUUCUAUAGACAUAAGAUAUUGAUAAUAUUAGUAACUAUAAAUACAUAUUUUUAUGUCGGAAGUAAUGUAGAUUUUUUUGGACUUAUUUUAGUUUACAUUUUAUAACCUAGUUAGCUAGUUUUUUAAGUUUUUAAUAGAAAUAUACUUAAUAAAUACAAAUAUAUUUCGACGAAAAUUGCUGAGCUU
Ceutorhynchus assimilis (cabbage seed weevil) is the source of this 3358-nucleotide messenger RNA. NCBI's taxonomy places the organism in Eukaryota, Metazoa, Arthropoda, Insecta, Coleoptera, Curculionidae. The record is from the annotation of a GenBank genome assembly.